GAAAACAAAACCAAAAAAAAAAAAAAAAAGGAAAUCCUCACCGUAUUAGAAGAGGGAAACCCGUAGCUUUUCCUUCCUCUAUACAUUGGAUCACAAACCUAACCCUAACCCUAAGAACCUAUCUUUUGUUUGUUCUUCUUCUUUUCUUUUUUUUUUUAAACAAUUUAUUUAUCAAACCUUCUUUUUUUCGAGUUUAUUUUUCUGAGAUACCAAUGGCAGCGGCGAUUUCGGCUCCGUUGGCUCCCGUGGUGGCUUCUCAGCCUGCGUCGGCGGAGGCGAUGCACGCGAACCUGUCGCUGUACGUGGGGGAUCUGGACCCCAGCGUAGACGAAGGGAAGCUCUUCGACGUGUUCGGGCAGGUGGGUCAGGUGGUGUCCAUUAGGGUUUGCAGGGAUCAGAAUCGGCGGUCCUCUCUCGGCUACGCUUAUGUCAAUUACGGCAACGCUCAGGACGCUGCUCAUGCUAUGGGGGUUUUGAAUUUUACUCCUAUCAAUGGGAAGCCAAUCAGGAUUAUGUUUUCUCAUAGGGAUCCUAGCAUCCGAAAAAGCGGAUAUGCCAACAUUUUUAUUAAGAACCUGGACACAUCAAUAGAUAACAAGGCAUUGCAGGACACUUUUGCUGCUUUUGGGGCUGUACUUUCUUGCAAGGUGGCAGUCGAUAACAAUGGUCAGUCGAAAGGUUAUGGAUUUGUACAGUUUGAUAAUGAGGAAUCUGCACAAAAUGCUAUCAGACAAUUGAAUGGCAUGCUAAUAAAUGAUAAAAAGGUCUAUGUUGGACUUUUUAUUCGACGUCAGGAAAGGACUCAAGCAAAUGGAUCACCUAAGUUCACUAAUGUUUAUGUGAAAAAUUUGCCUGAAACAACUACUGAUGAGGACCUUGAGAAAAUUUUUGGCCCCUAUGGUGUAAUCACUAGUGCAGUUGUUAUGAGAGAUGCAAAUGGGAAGUCUAGAUGUUUUGGUUUUGUAAACUUCCAGAGCCCAGAUGCUGCUGCUGCUGCAGUUGAGAAGUUGAAUGGGGCCACUGUUAGUGAUGAGAAGAUUUUAUAUGUGGGGAGGGCUCAAAGUAAAGCAGAAAGGGAGGCACAGCUGCGGGCCAAAUUUGAACAGGAGAGAAUUAGUAGAUAUGAAAAAUUACAAGGUGCUAAUUUAUAUCUGAAAAAUCUUGAUGAUGACGUAAAUGACGAUAAGCUGAAGGAGUUAUUCUCUAAUUUUGGAACAAUUACGUCAUGCAAGGUCAUGCUUGAUCCACAAGGUCACAGCAAGGGAUCUGGUUUUGUGGCCUUUUCUACACCAGAGGAAGCUACUAAAGCUUUGGAUGAAAUGAAUGGAAAGAUGAUUGGACGGAAACCUCUUUAUGUUGCUGUGGCCCAGCAUAAAGAAGAGAGGAAGGCUCGGCUUCAGGCACAUUUUGCUCAAAUCCGAGCACCUGGUGGCAUGGCACCUUUAUCUCCAGGAAUUCCUGGAUUUCAUCCUGGGGCACCUAGAUUUGCCUCGCAACAUAUGUAUUUUGGUCAAAGUAACCCUGGUAUGCUCCCCCCUCAGCCUUAUGGCUUCCAGCAGCAACUCUUGCCUGGAAUGCGCCCAGGUGUUGCCCCAAACUAUGUUGUAUCAUACCACCUUCAGCGGCAAGGACAGCCAGGUCAGCGGAUGGGUGUGCGACGAGGUGGAAACCUUCAGCAAGUGCCACAGCAGCAGUUACUUCAGCGUAACUCUAACCAAGGCUUCAGAUAUAUGGGAAAUUCUCGAAGUGGCAUGGAUGCAUCUGUUCCUCAAGGUGCUGUGGGUCCAGUGAUGCCAUUGUCUUUUGAUGGUUCUGGAAUGCCAGCGACUCCUAUUGAUGUCCAGCGACCUGGGCAAAUGCAUAUGUCAGCACUUUUAUCAUCUUUGGCUUCAGCUAGCCCAGAGAAUCAGCGAGCUACGCUGGGUGAACACCUGUAUCCCCAUGUGGAGAAGCUUGAGCCCAACAAUGCCGCAAAAGUGACUGGGAUGUUGCUGGAGAUGGACCAAUCAGAGGUAAUUCAUCUCUUAGAGUCUCCAGAUGCCCUGAAGCGGAAGGUGGCUGAGGCAAUGGAAGUCCUUGUUAAAGCUGCAUCAGAGUCUGGUGUUAGUGAUCAGCUUGGGUCAUUGGCACUGAAUGCUUAAACACAACGGUUUUUUUAAGGGUAAAUACAUUAUAUGUGUUUGUGAGCCCAUGUUUUACAGGGCUUGACGAGCUGUCAUUGUUUCCGGGUUUUUCUCCAAAAUUAUUGGUUUAUUUAGCGGGGUUAUAUGUGGCAUCUUCAUUGCUGGAAUUUUUUAGGCUGCAGAGUUGGCAUGGAUGGGAUUUGAAGACCUGAGAUUCUUAGGAUUUUUUGACAGUACUUUUCCGUUUCCUUUCUUAUCAUUACUAUCUUUAUUAUUUAUGACAUAUCUGACAAAUUAAGUUGGGAUUUUGGUAGAACUUUUUUGAUCUCUCUUCCUCUUUUGUUGGUUGACUGUUGUGGGGUCGCCACCCCAAACCUUGAUAUGUGAUUCCAGUGAGAUCUACUUGAGAGGCUGAUGCAUGAAUUAAUUGACCCAAGACAGCCCUUUGCAUAUGGCACUAUUUGCUGUAUUAUU
Corylus avellana is the source of this 2597-nucleotide messenger RNA. It is a transcript of the gene PAB5, whose product is annotated as poly(A)-binding protein 5. The record is from RefSeq and is a predicted model, not a curated record. NCBI's taxonomy places the organism in Eukaryota, Viridiplantae, Streptophyta, Magnoliopsida, Fagales, Betulaceae. Gene Ontology annotation, molecular function: RNA binding.